Molecule: messenger RNA, 3729 nt
Organism: Danaus plexippus (monarch butterfly)
Lineage: Eukaryota; Metazoa; Arthropoda; Insecta; Lepidoptera; Nymphalidae
Gene: FucT6
Product: alpha-(1,6)-fucosyltransferase
Exons: 13
Coding region: 290-2029 (579 amino acids)
Biological process (GO): protein N-linked glycosylation
Molecular function (GO): alpha-(1->6)-fucosyltransferase activity
Source: RefSeq, a predicted model, not a curated record
UGACGAUUGACGAUUGGCGAGACUCGAGUGUAGACUGUGGAUGUCCGAAAUCGGAAUCCGAAGUCGGUGCGGUUUUAUUAGUAGAUUGUAAAAAAAAACUACUGUUUGUGAAUUAUUUAGGGCAUUCGUUGAUAAAACCUUUUAACAGUGUAUAUAAAAACGAUAAAAGUGAUUUAAUAUAGUGAAAAUAUUUUCAUAAACACAUUUUUUAUUCUUGUUCUUUUCGAAGAUUAAAUCAUAAAACAAGAAGGAUCCACAGUAUCCAAAUGUCAGCUAGGAUGCUGGAUUCAUGAUGAAGCUCCACCCCGGCUGGCACACGGGUCUUGAUGGCUACUUUAUGAUGUACCUGACGAAAUGGAAGAGGGCGGCUGUGCUCUUACUGUUCAUCUGGAUCGCUGUCACCUAUCUAGUCAUAUCGCCUCUAAGAUGCGACAGCAGUUCAGAGGAGUCGAUUGAUUUCCAGGAGAGGCUGAAGACGGCCUCUCUACAGCUGGAGCUUCUAAAACAACAGCACAGUAACCUAAUAUCACAAAUAAAGAAAUCCUCUGGAUUGAACGUUAAUCUAAACGAAAUAGAUGCAGCCGAGUUCCACAACGGAGGCGGUCCAUCCGAGGAGUACGAGAAUCUCAGGAGGAGAAUAUACUCUAAUACCAAGGAAAUAUGGUACUUCAUCAAUCACGAGCUGACGAAGCUCGUCAACGACGACGUCCAGCCGGAGAAGGUUCAAGCGAUUCUCGACCAAGUUGCAGACAGAAAGAGAUCACUGCUAUCAGAUCAAGAGAAACUCCCGAAACUCGAUGGUUACGAGGAUUGGAGGCGGUCUGAGGCGAGUGAGGUCAGUGACCUUGUUCAGAAGAGACUGAAAUACCUACAGAACCCACCAGACUGUAGGGACGCUAGGAAGGUCAUAUGCAACUUGAAUAAGGGUUGCGGGUUCGGCUGUCAGCUUCAUCACAUAGUAUACUGUCUGAUAUUCGCGUACGCUACCGAGAGGACUCUCAUACUGAACUCAAAGGGCUGGAGGUAUAAUAACAAGGGCUGGGAGUACGUGUUCCAUCCCAUAUCAGACACCUGCACCACGGCCUAUGACGAUAAGGUGGUGCCCUGGCCAGGUUCGAUCCUUACAGCGUCUUACGACGCGAAGGUGGUGUCUCUGCCGUUCAUCGACUCUGUGUCUCAGAAGCCCAAGUUCCUGCCACUGGCAGUACCCUCGGACCUGGCGCACAGGAUAGUCCGUUUCAACGGGGACCCGUCGUCAUGGUGGAUCGGUCAGAUGCUCAAGUACGUGCUGAAGCCCCGCGCCGCCAUGCAGAAAGCUAUCAACGAGACCAUAGCCAAGAUGAACUUCAAGAAUCCCAUAGUCGGUGUCCACAUCCGUCGCACAGACAAAGUCGGCACAGAGGCAGCCUUCCACCACAUAGACGAGUACAUGGUACACGUGAAGGAGUACUACAGGACCUUGGAGAUGACCAAACAUGUGGACAAGAAGAGGGUCUACCUCGCCACUGAUGACGCUAAUGUGCUACAAGACGCGAGGAACAAGUACAAGGAGUACGAGUUUCUAGGCGACCCGUCCAUAGCGAAGACCGCGGCCACUCACCGUCGCUACACCCCGCUAUCUCUCACCGGGCUGCUGGUAGACCUGCAUAUGCUGGCUAUGUGCGACUAUAUAGUGUGCACUUUCAGCAGUCAGGUGGGUCGCGUCGCCUACGAGAUGAUGCAGGCCAACAGACCUGAUGCAUCCGACAGUUUCCACUCACUGGACGACAUCUACUACUUCGGGGGUCAGAACGCUCACGACAGGAGGGCCCUCAUGAAUCACGAAGCCGCGGGGCAGGAGAUAAGCUUUCAGGCUGGUGACUUGAUCGGCAUCGCCGGCAACCACUGGAACGGCUUCGGGAGGGGGACAAACAAACGGACUAAUUUGAACGGCCUCAUACCAUGGUACAAGACCGCGGACCACCUCGUUCUGUACCCAUUCCCCGAAUACAAACACCUGCAGCCGGACACGCGACAGAAAGACUUAUAAUAUAAAACACCGGCGAUACGAGAACGUCACCGGUUGCAAUAGAGUUGAUUUUUGAAUGCGCUAGUUGGUUAGGCGCAACCGUCAGUUUGUACCGCACAGCUUCGAUCGUAUCGUGUUCGUUUUAGAGUUUAAAAUUGCAUUUAGCUUUAAAAUGUGAUAAUAAGUGCCAACACUUGGUACUGAAUAUUAUUCGAAUGGCCUUGGUAUUGUACGGACAUUUCCGGUUCGUAUAUUAAUUAGAGAAUUUAUUAUUCGAUAAAAAAAAAACAUGAUUUCUUUUCUCAAAAUAUAUACAAAAACAUGAGAUACAAGUAAGUAUAUAUAGAAAAUUCUCGAAAUGUAUGUUUUAUAUUUGUUAGAUUAUACUAUUACGUAUGUUUUCAAAUGUCACGUGUUUUAUUAUAUAUGAAAUAAAACCAGUUGAGAUUGUAUUAAUGCACGGUGAGGAGUUAUAUUUGUUAUAAUUUCAUCAAACGUACAUUCAUCUCGAUCGCAUCUCACAUGACUCCCUUUUGCUAUGUCGCAGUCGGGUAAACAUUAUCCCAGUUUCUGUGCCAUCAUGAUAUCACAUAAUUCUCUAUAUGUUCCAAACUUCUACAUUCCUAUCUCUUUUCCUAACAUCACUGGUCUGGUUUUUAUAAUUCAGUGUUGCUAUAUUAAAAAAAAAACUAUUUAACUUUAUGGAAAAAAAUAGUUGACAAAAUCAGUUAUAAUAUCUGUUUAUUUCUUCAUAAUAUUAUGUAUCUGAAUUGUUUUUAAUAAUAUGAGAAUACUCGAAUAAAAUUUUGUUUUGACCGUUUAAUGUAUGAUAAUGAAAAAAAAAAAAGGUUUUAUAUAAUUUAUUAUUUAUAUGUUUUUUAAUAUAAGGGUGAGGUCACACGUCUCAGUGGUUAUUUUACUUUAUGUACGGGUUUAAAAUAUGGGUAUGUAUUGACCCUUAUUUUAGCAAUGGGUAAUUUAGCAACUAAUGGUAAAUUAGUCCCAUACGAUCUGAUAUUAAUUUUUUUUUUGGGGAUUUUGUCACAAAUAUUAUAUUAUAGUGGAGUUAUUGUUGUUUUUUUUUUAUAAUGAUAUAGUUUGUUUUAAGUAUAGUAACUAUUCUAUAGUAAUUAUUUUACUGUCUUGUAUUUUUAUAUUAUAUAUAUAAUAUUGUAAUUGUAAUUAAAUCUCGUAUAUUUUUUUGUUAUCAAACACGAAUUAAUUGGUUUUUAUUCUAAAUUAGAAUAAUUUUCAUUUUAAUAAACAAAAAUCUUAAUUCCAUUUUAUACCAUUAUAUACAUAAUAUAAAUUGUACUCGAUCUUGUCUAUGUAUUUUUGUAUUAGUACAGUACGCGACACGGAUAUUUUCAAAUUUAUUAAAAGAACAUCUACAAACCCCCAUUCGAGAAGAUCUAUGUCGCUGGCUGUAAAUAUUACUAUAAGGCUGAGAGUGCACUAAAAUUGUUUAUUUGUUUUUGUGUCUGAAUAUUUUUUUAUGUAUCAAAACCUUAUAUAUCACUUUUUUUUUUAACUAUUCAUAUAAUUAUUGUAAUUUUUCUUAUUGUGUCUUGCACUCUCGACCUUGGUCUAACGUCAAUCAAUGUUUGUAUUCAACGCUUCGAAUUAUAUAAUAACUUUAUCAUGGACCUAAAUCAUGUGUAUAUAGCUUUAGUGUACAGAAAAAGAAAGUAAUAUAACUUUAAAUAAAACUUUUAAAUAUG